AUGGGGUUUUUUAAUUGUGCCCGCCUCCUUCCACCUACAGAUGAGCGAGAAAGUGUGCAGCAGCCAAUGGCAGAGCGAAUUGUGAGUUGCGUUCGCGCUCGCGUCUGUUUAACUGCGGUGGUUCGCGGGCUGGGAGACGAAAUCAGAGCUGAGGAGUGCGACUCGCUUCAACACUUCACACGCUCAUCUUGGCAGAUACACCAAGAAAGUUUCCCUUCAUCGCCGCAAAUGGCUAGCAGCAGUUCCUUUUUCAUCGAGAUAGUGAGGGAAAACCCCAUCCGGAACCAAAAUCGUACUGCGAAAGGCAAGACAGAGGUUUCUACUUGCGAAAAUUUGCUUGACGAGUAUAUUGAAGGAGAAUCUGGCACAGAGGAGUGUCCUUCCUUCGAGGUGCAACGGGAUAAUGAAUUGACACGGAAAUACAGCGUUACAUUUCCCUUUGAUUGCAGCGUCACUACGUUUCACCGUGCCAUAAUUGUCGACUGGAUGACUAUGUUGCAAGCCUACUUGAAAAUCGACACAAAGGGUUUGCACAUGGCUGUAUGGCUUAUGGAUCACUACCCGUGGCGUGAAAAUGCAACUAUGGGAAAUUAUGUGGUGACAGCACUGGCAGCUCUCAUGGUGGGCGACAGAAUCACCACGACCAGAAGUGAAGACGGAUGCGAUAACAUGCGCCGCGAUCUGGUCGCUUUCUCUGACAACCGCUAUUGCGUAGAAUUGAUUGUGGAGAAUGAAACAUCUAUGCUGAAUUUGUUCUGCUGUGACCUGCCAUUGCCCACUCCGCAUACCUUUCUCAAACGCUGCAUACAGGCCAUGGAUGAUGUCGCUCAAAUAUUUGAUUUGCAACGGGCUGCAGCCCUGUGCCUGUACUGCUUCGAUCUGGGUCUACUAAACUGCAAAUUAGUACAAUACUCUGCAAGCCUGAAGUGCUCUGCAGUGGUGCUUCUCCUCCGACGACUUAUAAAAGGAUCUUGUAUCUGUUCGAGGGAGGAGACCAACGAUCCCUGCAACUGCUGUCAGUUCCACCAACUGUGUGAAUGGACGGAAGAACUGAAACAGACAAUGGAUCAAGAGUGGAAUGAAGAGCUUUAUUUUGUUUCGGAUAUCUACGCAGGACUAUUGAAAGAAGCCAAAUGCUUCAAUAAUCAUUGCAAAACAAAAAUGAUUAAGGGUUGCGCUCCAGCUUUUGAGGCAGCUUACAUUAAGCACAACAAAAGGGUCUACAUGAACAUACCAAUAAGCGGGAUCUUGUGUUACUUUAUAGCGCUGAGCUCAAUCCAUCCACCAAGAAGAGUUGUUAAGUUUCCCAGUAAAGAAAAGUACUUCAUCAUUUGCAUAUUGGAAGACUGGCUACUUCAAGUUAAGUUAGAAGGCUAUGGCGCCAAAGCCACGAUGACCGAAGAAUUCGCGUGGCUAAAGUCGCCAUUCCAAUAA
Echinococcus granulosus is the source of this 1434-nucleotide messenger RNA. Its product is annotated as G2/mitotic-specific cyclin. The transcript has 9 exons. Bases 1 to 1434 code for a protein of 477 amino acids. The record is from RefSeq and is a predicted model, not a curated record. Lineage: Eukaryota; Metazoa; Platyhelminthes; Cestoda; Cyclophyllidea; Taeniidae.